CGUCUGAGCUACAUACAGCUCUCCGUCAGUUUCUCCAUCAUCACCACCCAUCCAAUCCCGCGCACCCCCUCCCCCUUCUCCCGACGCCGACUCCCAGAGCGAAAAUAGACGCAAUGGCAUCCCGGCGGCUUGCAUUGAACGUGCAGCAGGCCCUUCGCUCCAAGUCGGCCAUCAAUGCCGUCAAAAACAGCAGAAGGUCGCCCUUGACCAGAGGCCUCGCGACCCCCGUCCCCCACGGCUCCAAGACUGAGUCGACCACCCUCAGCAAUGGCUUCACAAUCGCUACCGAGCACUCCCCAUGGGCCCAGACAUCGACCGUUGGUGUGUGGAUCGAUGCUGGCAGCCGCGCAGAGACGGACAAGACGAAUGGAACUGCACACUUCUUGGAGCACCUUGCCUUCAAGGGUACCCAGAAGCGCACUCAGCAGCAGCUCGAGCUCGAGAUAGAAAACAUGGGAGGCCACCUCAAUGCCUACACUUCUCGCGAAAACACCGUUUACUACGCCAAGUCCUUCAACCACGACGUCCCCGCUGCCGUAGACAUCCUCUCCGAUAUCCUGCAAAACUCCAAACUCGACCCCGCUGCCAUUGAGCGCGAGCGCGACGUCAUCCUCCGCGAGCAGGAAGAGGUCGACAAGCAGCUCGAGGAAGUUGUCUUCGAUCACCUUCACGCCUCCGCUUUCCAGGGUCAGCCGCUCGGACGCACCAUCCUCGGCCCCAAGGAGAACAUUGAGACCAUUCAGCGUACCGAUUUGGAAAACUACAUCAAGACCAACUACACUGCUGACCGCAUGGUCCUCGUUGGAGCUGGUGGCGUUCCCCACCAGCAGCUCGUCGACCUCGCCGAGAAGUACUUCUCCAACGUGCCCGCCGAACCCCAAAACUACUCCGCCAAAGCCCUUGCCGCUGAGCAGAAGGAAACCCCCGACUUCAUUGGCUCCGAGGUCCGCAUCCGCGAUGAUACCUCGCCCACCGCCAACAUCGCUAUUGCCGUUGAGGGUGUCAGCUGGAGCGACGAUGAUUACUUCACUGCUCUCGUCACCCAGGCUAUUGUUGGAAACUGGGACCGUGCCAUGGGCAACUCUUCGUACCUUGGUAGCAAGCUCAGCUCCUUCGUUGCCGACAACCAACUCGCCAACAGCUUCAUGAGCUUCUCCACCAGCUACUCGGACACUGGUCUCUGGGGUAUCUACCUCGUCUCCCAAAGCCCCACCACCGUCGACGACCUCGUCCACUUCUCACUCAAGGAAUGGCGCCGCCUGUCCACCAACGUCUCUCCCGCUGAGGUCGAGCGUGCCAAGGCCCAACUCAAGGCGUCGCUCCUACUCGCGCUCGACGGCACCACAGCAGUGGCUGAGGAUAUCGGCCGCCAGAUUGUAACCACCGGCCGCCGGUUAUCACCCCAGGAGGUGGAACGCGUCGUCGACGCCAUUUCCGAGAAGAACGUCAUGGACUUCGCCAAGCGGAAGCUCUGGGACAAGGACAUUGCCGUGUCGGCGUUUGGCCAGAUCGAGGCUCUCUUCCCGUACGACCGUGUCAGGGGUCUCAUGAGCAGCAACUUGUCAUAG
Periconia digitata is the source of this 1568-nucleotide messenger RNA. The record is from the annotation of a GenBank genome assembly. NCBI's taxonomy places the organism in Eukaryota, Fungi, Ascomycota, Dothideomycetes, Pleosporales, Periconiaceae.